Molecule: messenger RNA, 5570 nt
Organism: Triticum aestivum (bread wheat)
Lineage: Eukaryota; Viridiplantae; Streptophyta; Magnoliopsida; Poales; Poaceae
Exons: 3
Coding region: 2160-4826 (888 amino acids)
Cellular component (GO): nucleus
Molecular function (GO): transcription corepressor activity
Source: RefSeq, a predicted model, not a curated record
CUAGUGACUUGCGCGUGAUCGUGGCGCCACCGAUCUGGCCGGCGCUGGGCGGCGGCCUUGCUAAUCGAGCCCAUCUGUUGAAAUGCAUGGGAUUCAUGGCUCUACUGACGUUCGAUUUGGCCGAUGUCGACGAUGUUCGAUCUGCUCGACGUGCUCCGGCAGUCCAGCGCAGUCGAUGUCAUCGAGGUUCGUACAGUUGGGGCUUGCUUGCUGAUUGAGCCAACCUGGUGACUUGCACGUGAUCGUGGCGCCACCAAUCUGGCCGGCGCUGGGCGGCGGCCUUGCUAAUCGAGCCCAUCUAUUGAUAUGCAUGGGAUUCAUGGCGCUGGUGACGUUUGAUUUGGCCGAUGUCAACGAUGUUCGAUUUGCUCGACGUGCUCCGGCAGUCUAGCGCAGUCAAUGUCGUCGAGAUUUGACUGGCUCGACGGGCUUCAGAUUGUCUUCCCGACCACAACCCACGGGGACUAGACUCUAGAGGCCAGCACCUUCGCAAUGUCCGGCCACAAAACAUGCAUGCAGUGCUGGGUACCUGCCUCGUGCGAUCGACAGAGGAGUACUGCGUCGGCCAGGCGGCGUCUUCUUGUGGAGCAGACAAGGGCUCUCGUGUGGGCUUUAGGAUGAUAUUUGGUGCAAAUCUGUUAUCUGUCCAGCUUCGUUCUAAGAUGUCCGAGUUGCAAGUCUCAACAUAUGCGUGGUUGUGAUAUCCCUAAAAAAACUGGUUGUGUAUACAGGCACGGCUUACUGUCUGUGCAUAGCAUAUAAUCGUCAUCUUUUUGCACGGAGGACACAUACAUAAAGCUUCUCACCCCAAGCAGUGUCUAGGUUGAUCCAGAUCCUGUUGCUGCUGGCUUCGUCCUUGAUUAUUUUCAACGAUGUGCAUCUUACUCGACAGGCUAUCGUCUUCUAUUUUUUUCCCAGCCAUCGCUACGAAAGUUGGUACAGAGUACAUACCUCACAUGCAUGUUUGUUUGGUCCAUCAUCAGUUUGUCGCAUAGUCAGGGUGUGCCACGGUCCUCCCGAACUUGGACGUUUGCUCUGCCAAUCUGUCACGAAAAAUACCAUCAAUGACUGCUCAGUUGCUAUGGCUAAGCACUACUAGCUUUGGUCAUCAUGGUGACAAUCGCUCGACCAAAAUACAUGGUGACAAUGGCAGUGAGUUAUUUUCUUGUUGAGUUCAGACCUUCAUAAAUAUGUGGUGCAUUAGUUGGUGCAUAAAUCAUGCUAAUUGCUGCAUCAACAUGUUUUGUGUUAUCUUACCCCUAUCUUUGCAAAUUCAUCAUUAAUUAAUUCAUAUAUGAUUAUUUGAGAUCAUUUAUGUCAUUGUAUUUGUAUUUAGGGAUUAAUGUAUCAUAACGGCCAUACACGAUUCCAUCAUUAAUCCUGUUAAUAUUGAUCAUGUUUUGGAAUAUUGGAUUGCUUACAAAUCUGAAAAAUAAUUUACCACUGAAACAACUGUAAAUGUAGCAAAAGAAAAGUAGAAAUACUUAAAAUUACAAAUGGCCAUUCUUGAAAAAACAUACAUUUUCACAUCGGAAACCAUCCUACUAAAUAUUAGUCUCCUUUCAAAGACAUAGGUCAUAGCAACACUUCUCCUUCAAGAUGUGAUCUGCGUAAACAUGAUCAAUUGAUUUCCUACUUCACCUUAGACUAAGCUAUAUGUUCAUUUAUUUUGUACCCGUUGCAACGCACGGGCUCUUUUGCUAAUAAAGUUUUAUAUUCUUUAUUUUUGAGUGCAUAAAAACAAUCAGAUGGCCCAUCGCCGGCCCAGCCCGGCCAACAAUUUGCUGGUCUACCUUUCCACACCACACCACCAAUCUCUGUGUCGCUGUCGCCGUUCUCUUCUUUCUUUCUCUUGUGCGUGUCUUUAAAGCCCGACUCGCCUCGCCUCGCCUCGCCUCGCCGUCUCUGCCUCCUCUCCGCGAACCACCACCGCGCCCAGACAGCAGGCCCUCACCGUACUCUACUCCCGGCGGCUUGCAGCUGCUCUCUGCUUGUCGCGCGCUCGGCUCCCGCAACCGCCGCUCAAUCUCUUCCCGUGGGACCUGCAGAUUCUGUUGUUUGUCUGGCCGGCGUCGUCCGUUUCCCGGGUGCGACAAGAGAAUCGGAGGGCCCGCGUGCUCGGAGCUACGAAGGCUUCGCCGCAGCGGAGCCUCGCCUGCAUGGAGACUAAGAUGGAGUCACUUGAACUCAAAGACAAUGGUGAAAACCAACCAUCUUUAGAAGCUUCUAUUGCUUCAGAUGUGAUAUAUGACAAAGCACCUGUAUGUCCACGCAUUGGAAGUGAAUACCAGGCAGAAAUCCCCAAUCUGUCCACAGAGGUUGAGCGCCAUCGGCUCAUGACCAGCACACCAGAAAGCAUCGUACUUGGUUAUGAUUACCCUGGUAUGAUUGGGUUAGCUAUACCAAUCAUGUGGGUACCAAGUGAAGUCCAUAAGGAGGACGAUUCACGAAGGCAGCAUUCUUCAGAAUCCGAAGCAAGAGCUAGCGACCAAGGCGAGGAUAGUCAGGUGACCUCAAUUUAUCCAAUCAGAAAUAAUACAAAUGCCCAUGAUUCAACAUACCAGGAUCAACAUUCAAUGCUGUCUGUUAAUCAGAUAGAAUCUUGCAUCAAUCAAGCACAUGAUGAGAACUUGGCUCCAUUCUCUACUCAAGAAGGUCCGGGUUUUACCAAUAAGUUGUUGACCCAACAAGGGGAAAUCGAGCAAUUUACUCCACUGCCCGGUUUGCCCAGUUCGCUUUGGAGUGCUACUGAGGCAGAAUGUUUUCUUCUCGGGCUCUACAUUUUCGGCAAAAAUCUAAGCCUCUUGAGCAGGUUUCUUGGUAAUAAGACCGUUGGGGAUGUACUCUCAUACUACUAUGGAAUAUUCUACAAAAGAAAUGCUUAUAAAAGAUGGUCGGACUGCAGAAAAGCAAGAACUACGAGAUGCAUUAUUGGGGAACGCAUCUUUACAGGUUGGCGGCAGCAGGAGAUUAUAUCUCGUUUGAAAUCUGUAAUCCUCGAAGGAGUUCAUGAUUCAUUGGUCGAGGAAUUGUAUUGCUUUCGCCUGUUGCAGAUUUUCAAAUCUUUCAACGCCGGACAAGCAUCUUUAGAGGAUCUUGUCUUUGCUAUAAAAUCCUCUGUUGGAACAGAAGCUUUUGUGGAGGCUGUUGGAAUUGGUAAAGGGAAGCAUGAUUUGACUGGAUAUGUUCUGGACCGAUCUAAACCAAACCAAGCUCCUUCUGUUUACCCUGACAUGCCUACAGGCAAAGAUUGUUCCUUGCUUGCUUCGGAAGAUAUAAUUAAGUUCUUAACAGGUGGUUUCAGAAUAAGCAAGACAAGAUCUAAUGAACUUUUCUGGGAAGCUGUCUGGCCCCGUUUGCUUGCAAGAGGGUGGCGUUCAGAGCAGUCAAAAGAUGUCAGAACAACUAAGAAUUGCCUUGUGUUUCUUGUGCCAGGUAUCAAAAAAAUCUCGAGAAGGAAACUCACUAAAGGCACUCAUUAUUUUGAUUCUGUCAGCGAUGUUCUUAAGCGAGUUGCGGCGGAUCCCGUUCUUCUUGAGGUAGAAGUUGGCGGAGCGGACAAUGGUGUUACUGCUGAGCAGUGUGGAUAUGCUACAGACAUGAGUCUGAACCAUGAUGGUCCUUUGGAUGGAUAUCAGGAGCUUCCAAAGUUCACAAUUAUCGAUACUACCUUGGUCCAAGGGGAAGAGCCCUUCAGAGUCAGAGAGCUGAGGAAAUUACCACCUGAUGUAAAUGUCCAUUUUGGUCCUUCACGUCAUUCUUAUAAUACUGUGAGUGUCAGUUCCUCAGAGGAGCAAGAUGCGGAAGAUCAAUCAUCAGAUGACCAGGCAGAUUGUCGACAAGUUACAGCUGAUGUGAAUGAUGCCGAAAUAGUUUCAGUAUGCCAUGCAGGCAAAGAAAACCAAGUCAAUUCAUUGCAAAACAUGUUGGCUGCACCAUCGUCGAGUUUUCCAGUCAAUGGCCAUUCUUCUAAUGGCAGUACUGAAAAAACUGAUAUGACAUGCCUCUUUGGUCCCAAAACAAAAACUGAAAGACUCGAGUAUUUAACCCCAGUGUCAAAGCACAGAAGCUUACCCAGCUGUAGCAAUGAUCGGACCAGUCAGCACAGCUUUUCUUUCUCGAAAGGACAUGGUUUAGAGAGAAAGAAAAUCAAGCCGCUGUGGACUUCAACAAAACCAACUGCAGCUGAUGUCAGUGACAAUUUUCGGACUAAAAUAAUUGCGAGAUAUUCCACGAAGGAGAAGCCAUGCGAGCAGAUAACGGUUGCAUCAAACUCUUGUACCACUGACAGAUCAAACGAGAAGGUGAAUGUGUCCAGUUUAAAUGAGGACAAGUCAUCUGAGUGCAAGGUCGAGGUGGUGCCUAAAGUUUGUUCAAAGAUCAGAACCGCUGAGGCGAAAGUUGCCAAAGAAGGGGCGCAGGUUACUAGUUUGGUUAAACCGGAGACAUCACUAGAUCAUAAGAUAAGCACGAGGGUAUGUGUCGCUUCAUCAGACGAUCAUGGUUACAUGAAGGCUGAGGAAGGCCUUGCCGUUUCAAACAGCGAUUGUGUCCAUGAUGUUUCAGAGGCAACAGGACAACCUGCUAGCCUGCAACCUGACCUGGCUUCACAGGUGAAGUCUCGGAGGCAUGGAACCAGGAACAGACCUCCGACUGCAAAAGCUUUGGAAGCACUUGCCUUGGGGUUCCUUGGAGGAAAGCGUAAAGGUGAACCCAAAAACCCUGGGACAAGCAGGCCCCCCCAGAGAGCUCGCAAAUCCUUGGUUUGUACGCCUACAAGCAGUGACACAGACAAGUCCAGCAUGGAGGUUGAUUUGCAACAGUGAACAGAUUGUUACGUGUUUCUUGGUGCAAAAAAGGGCACUAUAUUGACAUUGUGGAUGAUCAAUAUCAAGUGGAACAUUAAUUAGGUCUUCAACUUCAACUAGACUUGACGCGAGUUGUCUGCAUCGAUCUUCCCUUAUGAGGCACCUUGCACUUUGUGAUUCGUAAUAUUUACAAUGCAGUGGCCAACUGGUGGAGUAGCUUAUUAAGUUGUAUGCCUGUGAAGUCUUUGCAAAACGCAACUUGGUACUCAAUUUAUUAUGGAUUGGACGGAGUAGUAACCAAUUUAUUACUCCCUCCGUCCCAAAAUAAGUGUCUCAACUUUGUACUAAAUCCAUCUACGUGUAUAAGUCAUCUUAGGUUGUGCACCUAGACGGAGGGAGUACUAAAGUUAGUACAAAGUUGAGAAACUUAUUUUGGGAUGGAGGAAAGUAUGGGCUUACAUGAUAUACAUGUCCCAUGAUGCUUUGGUUGAUAACUCGUCUUGGUCUCGGCCCAAGAUCUCCAAGACCACAUAUAUACAACUUAUAUAUUCUGGGUUUCUUUAGAUAAACAGCGUAGCUUUAUUAGAUAGCAACUGUUCAAGGAUACAUAAAUGAUCUGGAGGUGCAAGAAGCCACAUAUGACGCCCAACAUCUAUUUUUUUGAAGCCAAGACCGUAGAACAAUUGUUCUACGGUAAAUUUUCAUUAAUUAAAUAUGUACAUAUACAAAGCCUGAAUCCAGGUACGAAUCUUGAGUGCCUUA